Molecule: messenger RNA, 2491 nt
Organism: Linum trigynum
Lineage: Eukaryota; Viridiplantae; Streptophyta; Magnoliopsida; Malpighiales; Linaceae
Source: the annotation of a GenBank genome assembly
AAUAAAAUACAACUAUUACCAUGGAGUUCUAAUUUUUACGACAGACGAAAGGGAUGAGCUGGGAAGUCGAGACGGGGCGAAGGGACGGGAGAGUGUCGACCAUGAGCGAGGCCUUCGGCCUGAUCCCGCCGUCGGCCAACAUCUCGACCCUGAUCGCCGGCUUCCGAGCCCGCGGCCUCUCCGUCAAGGACCUGGUGGUUUUACAAGGCAGCCACACCAUCGGAAUCUCCCACUGCUCUUCCUUCACCAACAGGAUCUACAACUUCACGGGGAAAGGGGACGUGGACCCGACUCUGGACUCGGAGUGCAUCCCCAAGCUCCGGGGCAAGUGCCGGUCGCCGGCGGACCAGACCACGGUGGUGGAAAUGGACCCGGGAAGUUUUAAGACUUUUGACGACGGGUAUUUCAAGCUCGUCGCUAAAAGGAGGGCUUUGUUCCAGUCCGACGCGGCCAUGCUCGACGACGAUGAGACCAAGGCUUACGUGGAGAAGUCCCUGACCGCUGGAUCUACUUUCCUGAAGGACUUCGGGGAAUCGAUGGUUAGGAUGGGCAGGAUCGGCGUGCUGACUGGGCAAGCGGGGGAAAUCAGGAAAGUAUGUUACAAGAUUAAUUAAGUGGAUUAACUUUCGUAAUUUCUAAGUUGAAUAUUAUAUAUGUAUUUAAAAAAAGGUGGGUUGUAAUCACGAAGGUAUAUCGUCGCUAAUUAUAUGGUUCGAAAGACGGCUCAGAAUGGCCGUCAAAUAGGGUUUGCGAGAGGUAAUUGUUGAUUCAAGUUGGUAGUGAAAGAGUUGAGGUUUUUAUUUGGUUUAUGUCAAUUUUAUUGGUGUUGAUAAUAUCGGCAAAAGAUAUUAAGAUAUUUUUCUUUUUUUUUUUUCUUUUCGCUGUAACGGUGCUCUUUGUGCUUCGAGGAGAAAGAAGAUAAGAUAACUAUUAUAAUAAUCAAUAAAGAGAGCAUUAGUUUUUAUUUUUGGGUUUACUUAAUUAUUAUUUCUACAUCAUAUUGUUGUUAGUAAUAAAUCCUUUUCAUUAUUGAACUCGAGCGUAACUCAUUGCUACGUUUCAUUAUACUGUUUCAUUUAUCUUCAUUCUUCAUCGAUCAUAAGCAUAUAAUUUAUCAACAACUAAUUUGUUACUUCAAUAACUCAAAUCAUUUGGUCGAGCCAGAAAUUUAUCUUAUACCAUUACACCAUUGCUUUUUAUGAAGCCGGUUUGCAAAAAAUGCACCAACUUGGAGAACUCACCAUUAGGGAUGUCAAUGGUAGAGUCGGGUGCGGGUUUACCCUAUACCAACUCCUAACUCGCCGGGUAGAUCUUUCUAAAAUACCCGACUAAAUAACUACCGGGUAUGCAAAUGAUAUAACCAUACCCUACCCACCGGGUAACCACGGGUAUUCGGGUAACCAUGGGUACAAAUCCUAAAAUAUGAACUUAUACACAUAUAUGCACGUACAUACUGUUGUCCAUUAAAAAUUCUUAAUACUUGUAACUGUUCUACCUUCAACAAUCCACACAAAUAAAAACAACAAACACAUAAUAAUUGUUUUUUCUUCUACAAUCCACACAAACAAAAACACAAUACAUCAUAUUUGUUCUAGCUUCAACAAUCCCCACAUAAACAAAAACAGCAAAGACAAUAUUAGAACCAGACCACAUCAAAUGCUCACUGCUUAACUUAUGCUUCAUGACAUCCAUCAAUGCAUCAUUAGUAGAACAAUUAUCCAAGGUAAUCGUAGAUACCUUUGUAUCAAUAUCCCAACCAAGUAAAGUUUCAAGAAGAGCUUGAGCAAGCACCUCACUUGUGUGUGGGCAAGGAAAAUCGACUGCUGGGUAGGGUUAGGGCUAGGGAAAUUGACCCUUUGGUUAGCGGGGAGGGUAUAACAAGGCGGGUAUUAUCGAUUACCAUACUCGUACCCUACCCUUUAUUUUGAAAUCGGGUAUUACCCGAACCCGCCCCUUAUCCCGUCAAAGCGGGUAAUUACCCUCGUUGACCGGUUACGAUCAUGUAAGGUACCCAUGGUUACGGGUUGGAUUGCAUCCCUACUCACCACUAGCUAGGAAAACCCUAAUUUAACAACCAAUUAGAGUACCGUCAUGCGUCAUGGAGAAAGCGAUUAAGGCCAUACAUAAAGAGGUAAGGUAAUGGAGUCGUUAUAACCAAUUCAUUCUAAUAACUCGUCUUUUUAAUAGAGUCGGGAGAGUACAUAUCAUUUUUCCUAUAUAAAUGUGCAAAUUGAGAGAAAUUUGUGCACCGAGUUUGUAGCUUAUACGAGUUCAAAUUAAGAUGUGGCUUACACCCUUUUAAUAUUGGGGACUACUAAACUUUGAAUGACAAUAUAUUUUGGUCAUAACUCUAAUAUCACACACAAACGAAACGAAAUUAUGUAUCAUUCUUUUCCAUGAUCGUGCAAACUAAAACCUACAUUUAUGAAAGAAAAUAUUUACUAACUACACUCCAUCUGAAUUUGGAGGUGAAUAAAUUAAAAAUCUAUGU